Durio zibethinus is the source of this 1026-nucleotide messenger RNA. Its product is annotated as ESCRT-related protein CHMP1B-like. NCBI's taxonomy places the organism in Eukaryota, Viridiplantae, Streptophyta, Magnoliopsida, Malvales, Malvaceae. The record is from RefSeq and is a predicted model, not a curated record. Gene Ontology annotation, biological process: vacuolar transport.
UAAAGUUGGGCCCAGUUAUGGUCCUCCCUUUACGCUGUAUUUCCACUUUCGCCCAAUUUUCCUCGGAAAGAAAAAACGCAGAAAACCAAAUACAAGGGAGCAAAGCAAACUCAAAACACGAUCAAAACACCGAAAAGAAAAAAAACCAAAAUUCUUUAAAUUCCUCUCAAAAUCAAAUCUUCUCUGCAAAUAAACGAAAAAUCCAGCUAUGGGAAACACCGAGAAGCUCCUGAACCAGAUUAUGGACCUGAAAUUCACGUCCAAAUCGCUGCAACGCCAGGCGAGGAAGUGCGAGAAGGAAGAGAAAUCCGAGAAAUUGAAGGUGAAGAAGGCGAUCGAGAAAGGUAACAUGGACGGAGCUCGGAUAUACGCUGAGAACGCUAUUCGCAAGCGCAGUGAGCAGAUGAACUACCUCCGGCUCGCUUCGCGACUCGAUGCCGUGGUUGCCAGGCUCGAUACCCAAGCUAAGAUGACCACCAUUAACAAAUCCAUGGCUAAUAUCGUCAAGUCUCUCGAAUCUUCCUUAUCCACCGCCAAUUUGCAGAAGAUGUCAGAGACAAUGGAUCAAUUCGAGAAGCAGUUUGUGAACAUGGAGGUCCAGGCAGAGUUUAUGGAGGGUGCUAUGGCUGGUUCUACUUCAUUGUCCACACCAGAAGGUGAGGUCAACAGCUUGAUGCAACAAGUGGCUGAUGAUUAUGGAUUGGAGGUCUCUGUUGGGUUGCCACAGCCGGCUGCUCAUGCUGUGUCAACCAAGACACAGGAGAAGGUUGAUGAGGACAAUUUGUCAAGGCGGCUUGCAGAGCUAAAGGCAAGAGGUUAAGAAAAUGGUGGAAUCCAUUUGAAUGAGUUUGUGAUAUAUAUAAUAGCGCUAUGGUAUUUGGGAUUAUAACUGCUGCUUAAAGAUCUUAUUGGAUGUGUAAAUUUGACUGAAUUGGGUUCUGCUUUCUAUUGUCAUAUAUGGUGCGUGUCUCAUAUAAAUGAACUGAUGCUUUUAGUUUGAAUUUUAACACUAAAUUUUCCCCAAAA